UGCAGAACUGCCAGAAGUGAUCGUGUGGCGAAUGUUCCUUGUGAAGUUGUGUCCAUCGCUCAUUCUCACUGCUAGAAGUGGAAGUAAGUACACAUACGAGUGGAUCCCCGCGGACCACUACGUCUUGAUUUAUGUACUUUGAAUUCUAAACUAUUUUAUCCAGUAGAACUUUCUUGCACUUCUAAUGGUUUGUCUCCUCCGUUAUUGAUUUCUCGGAUUAUCUUCGCUGCCCACGUCACAAUGCCUGUUUUCGUGUUCGACUGUGGCUAGGAUAGCCACUGCCUUGUUCUGGCGCAUGUGCAGUACACUGAAAAUAGCAUUGGGUACACUGAAAUAUAUACGAGCUUGACACAACAGUAACCACCAGAGAUAACAACCAUGUUGGUUAAUUAUUGCCAUCCUAUGUUGAAGGAGUAUGUCGUGUUAUCCAGUCCGGCAGUAGCAGCUGACAGUUAUGAGGUGGCGAACUUCCAGAGUCAUUCCGUAGCGGAGCGGAGUCGGGGCUUCUCAACUGAACGCUUUAUAAAGCCUCCGGUGGAUAUAUUUAUCAACUUUCGCUAUCCAGUGAGCGUGGCAUGUAUUAUCGUCGAGACAGCCAAUGACAAAUCUGGGCUAGAGGUUUGGACGCCAUUGUCUUCGCACGGAAGCUCUACUGCCAGUGCCAUACCAGUGCCAUAUGAGCGGAGGUUUUCACAGGCCAGGGUAACAGCCAAACGUGGUACGGCCAUGAUGUUUACUGCCGCAUCCCAGUCUUUAAGCACGGAAGCAACGGGUACCUUUGUGUCACAUGAAAGACUCCAAACCAGUGCUAGCGUUUCACUGGUGCAGAACAGACGGUUUUCUCGAAUACAAUCCAUUGCCAUCCGUAUAUACUUCGUGUCAGGCGCGUCAGUGCCAAAGUUGCGAUUGCUGGAAGUCUGGGCGUCGCCUGUGUCAGCUGGGUGGAGUGCUAUGGAGAGGAAGCAAUUUGAUGAUGUUGUCCGUGCCAUCACCCAGAAUGAGAAUGAUAGUUCCUCUAGUGUUAGUGCGGCUACAUUCACAUCUAGUCCAGCAGUUGCUGGAGUUUCAAGCCAAUGCAGUCCGAGGAGUCGGCAAUCUAGACCCACACUGCCACCUGCUAACAAGCCAAUUGCAUCAGGUACAGAGAAUGAAGUUGAGAGCGCUUCACCCGGUCUGAAUUCUGCACACAGUGCAUUGCGAUCCAGUGUAGAAAAUGCAUCGCAAAGUCAUCCCGCCGCGGGAAAUGUUUUGCAGACAGCUCCGUCGGAGUUUUACGACAGCCUUACAAAUGAGAUGAUGUACACACCGGUUCUACUACCAUCGGGUAACAAUGUUGAUGUCACCACACUUGAGAAACUGGCUGAAACAGAUAGUCACUGGGGAAGGAAACCAACUGAUCCCUUCACGGGCAAGAUUCUGACUAAGACAUACAAGGCCGUAGUCAAUGACGGUCUGAAGGCGCGCAUUGAUAGCUUCUUACUGCGACGUAACCCGUACGGGACACGUGUGGCUCAGUCACUGAGCAGAACUGCGCAUACAGCAUCACCGAGUAUUGGAUCAGGUCAGUGUGUGUCGCAUACAGCAUCACCGAGUAUUGGAUCAGGUCAGUGUGUGUCGAGUUCAGCCACUGGGCAACAUGCUGGCCGCCCACAUUUGCUUCAGCAAAGACUGUCGAUGAGUUCAUCGCAGAGGCCUGACACCUUGCAAAUAGCUGCGCACAAACGAAAGCCGAACUCACAUGACACCGAAACUAUGUCUAAGGAGCAAUGCACUGAGAGCGAGAAAAAGGAGAGUGUGGAUGGUCAGAGUAUGUGUCCUGUGACUAGAGUAAACACCGGCAACAAAGAUGCUGGGGGCACGAGUGGCAGCCAGCCAAAAAGAGCCCGGUUCCUGGAUUCGAGUACGACGUCUGAUUUGUCUGACCAUGAACGUAGCAUGAAUGCUAGUUUAAAUGAAGCCCUGGAUGAAUUAUUGGGACAUUGAAUGCAGCGCCUUUUGAAGAUCUCAAGUGCAAUGUCCUUGAAGAUCAACGCAUCUUGAUCUGGUGCUGGGGAUUUUUAGAAGCUCUUAGCUUGAUAUUGAUAUCUACUUUUGAUCCCCGGCAAUUUUGUUCAUAUCAGUCAGUUGUUUCGGCCCCCCUUUUUUAAUCUCUUUUUUAAUCUCUUUUUUUAUGUCGGCUUGCAGAUGCACAUGUACUAGUAGUCUCUGGUUUAGAGUUAGUUUUUCAACUUGUCAUAUUUUACGUGGCGUGUACAUCGUAUCUCUGAACUGAAGGCAAAGAUUGUUUAUGCUUACUGCCUUGUACCUUCUAAUCUGUUAAGCUCGUUGUGAUGAUUUGUGACCCUGGUUCAUAGCCGUUUAGGGCCAACAUCCGUGUUCUGCAAAGUGCUUAUUCUGAACGUACGUAGUAGUUGUCGUAUUUCUGUCAUAUCUGACAUGGGGUCUGGGAGAAUCGCAAGCGCAUGAAUUCGGUUACUGAGUCAUGUCAUGGCAACAGAUGUACUUGUAGUGUGGCAUUGGAGAUCUGAAGUUUUGAGCUGCAGGAUAGCUGGGUCAACUACACUCAUAGGCACAUGUUUACAAUGUAGACUACACAAUCUGUGGACAGAA
Molecule: messenger RNA, 2610 nt
Organism: Sycon ciliatum
Lineage: Eukaryota; Metazoa; Porifera; Calcarea; Leucosolenida; Sycettidae
Product: RING finger protein 37-like
Exons: 1
Coding region: 379-1983 (534 amino acids)
Biological process (GO): protein polyubiquitination
Cellular component (GO): nucleus
Molecular function (GO): ubiquitin-ubiquitin ligase activity; ubiquitin protein ligase binding
Source: RefSeq, a predicted model, not a curated record